Callorhinchus milii (elephant shark) is the source of this 2632-nucleotide messenger RNA. RefSeq names its product pentraxin-related protein PTX3. Bases 440 to 1702 code for a protein of 420 amino acids. The record is from RefSeq and is a predicted model, not a curated record. Gene Ontology annotation, molecular function: complement component C1q complex binding. The transcript has 3 exons. Gene Ontology annotation, biological process: innate immune response. Lineage: Eukaryota; Metazoa; Chordata; Chondrichthyes; Chimaeriformes; Callorhinchidae.
GGAUAAAUACUCUUGCAUAUUUUAUAAUCCUGUGGGAGCUGCCCCAGUUUGGCUUUCUACACACUCAUCGCUUAUUGCUACCAAUGCAAUUCCCCAGAGAGAGAUCAUUACAUCUGGCUUUCAGUCGAAAAUCUUACCCCAAUCCUAGACUCUCUCCUCAUAAUACCUACCCCACAUGUGCCCUGGAAUCUGUUAAAUUUAGAGAUUGUGUAACUCAACCUCUUUGUUACGAAAGCAGAUCUUUAGCUCACUCCUGCACGUACGUUCUACCACCAACAAAGUACUUGGAUCAUUGCUCACUCGGUUUAUUAAGGGAUUUGGAGAGCUUGUGUGUUCAGACCUCUCUGGAGCUCACACUGAACCUAUGUCUAGGAGCUAAAUCUUACCUAACACAAGGCUGCACUACUCAAGGCAUUGAAAGCAUCAGGGAUCCAGAGAAAUGGCUGCGUUUGCAAUAGUAUUGUGGAUUCUGCUCAAUCUGUCGUAUAUUUUGACACAAGAUUAUGGAGAGAUCCAGUAUGUAAAUGGUGUAGAAAACCAAAUCUCAGUUUUACCAGAUGGUUCCUGCAGAUGCCAGAAAGAGCUGAGUAAAUGGGACAAGCUAUUUGUGAUGCUGGAAGAUUCCCAGAUGCGAGAGAAUAUGGUAAUGCAGUCGGUGGACGAAGUCCUUAAGGUAGAACUACAAAGCAUGCGCUCCGAAAUGCUUCACUUUGUAGCUAACUUUGCAGGCACUUGCACCAACGCCAUGGACUCCGCCACGAUACGAAUCACGUCGCAAUUAGACAAGAAACUGACACACAAACUGGAGGAGGUGCGCAGGGUCAGAGUGCAGAAUGAAUCGGAAGUGAAGAGCGUCUGUCAGCAGCUCCUUUUGGCCAGCCGCGACGUGUCGAGCAGACUCGGCACACUCGAGACGGCUUGGCAGACUUCGGCGGACGCAAAGGAUCACCAGCCACCCAUCGAAGUAGGAAAGACAUCUUCUCACUACUUGGAAACCACCCUGAAUUCCUUGACCUUCGAGUUGCAGCAAAUCAAGGCUGAACUGAGAGCUUCUCGGGCGCGGGUGGAAAGACACACUUUGCCGACAGGUUGCGAAAUGGCCAUGGUGUUUCCCAUGCGGUCGAAGAAGAUAUAUGCAAGCGUUCAUCCCAGCGAUAUGACCCUGAGCUCAUUUACGGCUUGCGUGUGGGUGAAAGUCACUGAGGUGCUGGAAAAGACCAUUGUGUUCUCCUACGGAACGAAGAGAAACCCAUACCAAAUCCAGCUCUUCUUCGAUCACUUCGCAGUGGUGUUGUCUGUUGGCAAUGAGACGAGCCAGGUAGUGGCCAAGAAUGUGGUCUUCCCCGGUCAAUGGAAACACAUCUGCGGGAUAUGGAGUGCGGAGAAUGGAAAUGCCACUCUCUGGGUGGACGGAAAACUUGCAGGCUUCGCUCUGGGGGUGGCCGAAAAUUACAAUAUCCCAGACGGAGGGAUUUUGCAACUGGGUCAAGAAAAGAACGGCUGUUGUGUUGGAGGUGGCUUCGACGAGAGCUUAGCCUUUUCAGGGAAGUUGACUGACUUCAAUAUAUGGGACACAGUCCUCGAGGAAGAAGCAAUACUGAGUCUGGCUACUUACGAUUUCUGCAAAGCCAGAGGGAAUGUAGUGGGUUGGGGUGUCACAGAGAUCCUGCCACAUGGAGGAGCUGCGUUUAGUUAUUACUAACUGAUUGCUGAAUAAACAUGGGUCUCAGCAUGGUAACAUAACAAUCCAGUCGUAACAUGACAUCCAAUUCUAUUCAAUGAGAAAUUACUAUUUACACUUUUUUUUAAUAAAAAGACUUUUCUUUCCGCGGAUGAAUCACUCGGAUUCAACCACGGAGGGAAAGUCAUGAUGCAAAUUUGUAGCGGUAUCGAACUUCACCAAACUUGGUAACAACUUUUAUACUGGGGUCAGUGUGCCCAAAAUGGUGUCUGAACUCUUUCAGUUGAUCCAUGUUGAUGAGAAACAAUAGAGAAAGUAAAAACCCACUACCACCCAUCUUUGAUGGUCCAUUUUGUGCUUGGAUUUCAUGACCCCAAUAUCUGCAAUACAUUAAAUGCUGUAAGCUUUUUGGACUUCGUAUCUUUUGUUGCUGGAGCAUCUGUACUAACGUCCAGUUCUUCAGGAUCGAAGACAAAUGCGGCUUUAGUUACAAAAUUGUAAAUGGAAAUCUAUAUUUGAAAACAAUUUAUAUUCCCAAAUACUAUUACAGUUUGACUUCGGAAUUUCUGCGUUUUUUUUUAGUACAAUGAGAAUAAAACACUAUUAUGAUUAUUUAAUAGGUAAACUAGCAAAAAUAAUUGAAGGUUUAGCUUCUCCAUUCUAAAACUAAAGAUCAUGUUGAUAGAGACAUUUAAGAUGCAAGUAAAACACAUUCUUUACUCUGUGCAUUGUGUCUGUAUUAUACGGUUCAGUUCCUUUGCAAACGCCCUUAAAUUUUUAUAUCUUAAAGAGUCUAAUUUUAUAUUAUAGUGCUGUUAUGAACAAUAUAUUGUCAACCAUAUCAUGCAAAUCUCUUGAAUUUUGUAAUUAAAAAAAACGAAGAAAAUUGUCAUCACGCCUGUGUUUUUGGUACAGAUCAAUAAACCUGAAAAUGUUUCAAUGAUACACAAA